Saprolegnia parasitica CBS 223.65 is the source of this 1113-nucleotide messenger RNA. RefSeq lists its product as hypothetical. Lineage: Eukaryota; Oomycota; Saprolegniomycetes; Saprolegniales; Saprolegniaceae. Bases 1 to 1113 code for a protein of 370 amino acids. The record is from RefSeq and is a predicted model, not a curated record. The transcript is spliced from 7 exons.
AUGCCCCCAGGAUCUCGAAACACCACGGUCUCAACCAGCAUGCUUGUAAAGUUUGCUGUCGAGCUCGAGCUCGGUCCUACAUCGGUUCGCGACGAGCUCAUUCGGGCUGUGCGCGACAAGUUUGGUAUCACGAUCUCGUCAUCGCGCGUGGCCCUCGUCAAGAAGGGCACCAAGAAGCGCCAGGUAGACACGAUCAAGGACCAGUUUGCGAAGCUCUCGCCCUACCUCAAGAAGCUGGUCGAAGCCAACCCAGGGAUGUACGCGGCCUUCACGAAGACCGGGUCGUCCUGCCACGGCGCAUUUUGCGUUCCCGCUUGUUUCCGCCAAGACGCCAAGAUGCUCCUUCUACCCAUCGUAUUCCUCGGUGCUCGUCCCAUCAAAAACGACAUGCGCGACGUCGGCACCUUGCUUUCGGCAACGUCAAGGGACGGCAACGGCGGCAUCGUACCGAUUGCCUUCGCCCUCGUUCAAGGAGACCUCGUCGACACGUGGAACUGGUUCUGCGCGCACUUGGCGUUGGCGGGUGUCGCCGAUUUCAUCGGUUGGUCAUUCGUCUCCGACCGCCACCUAGCCGUGGCCGGGUACAUGUCCAACAUUCCCACACGACACUGGGCGACGUUUGCCUCCAUCAAAGACGGCGUUCCAACUUUUGACGCGGCGGCGUCCGAGUCCUCCGACCAUUGGCUCGGAGCUGAUCUCGGUGGCAGCGAUCCGGUCGGAGUGUUCUACUUCUACCUCAGCCGCCUGAACAAGACUUUCAACGACCGACUCGAAAUGCACUCGAAGGGGUCGGGCAUGCUCACAAACAACGAAACCACGGCCUUCGACGCCGUCUCAGUCGAAGCUCGCAACUGCACGGUCACGGACCUUCGCACAGGCCACAGCUUCAUCGUCACACACUCGAAGCACAGGACACCCGACAAGGCACGUUUGGUGGACAUCACAGCCAAGUGCGGGGCGUGGCAAGACCACUUAAAACCGUGCAUGCACGCAGUCGCAGUCGCGAUGUUCAUCGGUGCCGAGCCACUCACGUGGUACCAUACAGCCUACCGCCGCGAUGCCUGCGUCUCGCUGUACCGCAACCCGCUGAAAAAUGCGACGACAAGCAAAUGA